AUGGCCGCCGCCGCCCCGCCGCUCGCCGCGGCGCUCCUGGCCGUCCUGCUGGCGCUCGCGGCCCCGGCGGCGGCCGAGAUCCGCUCCACGGCGAUCCGGGCCGACCCGCGCACCAUCAUCCCGCUCGACGAGUUCGGCUUCUCCAACCAGGGCGUGCUGGAGCUCAACGUCACCGGCAUCGCCUUCGACCCGCCGGCCUCCCCGGACCUCGACCUCUCCAUGGACGUCAGCUCCGCCAUGUACAACGUCGACCCGGCCACCGGCCAGCGGGCCUACCUCUCCGUCGGCUCCUCCGCGCUGCCCUCCAUCUACUUCCUCUUCUGCGUCGUCUACGCCGCGCUCGCUGCGGGAUGGGUCUCCAUCCUGCUGCGCAAGCGCACCGCCGUCUUCCGGAUCCACUACUUCAUGCUCGCCGUGCUCGUGCUCAAGGGCUUCAACCUCCUCGCCGAGGCCGAGGACAAGUCCUACAUCGAGCGCACCGGCACCGCCCACGGCUGGGAUGUGCUCUUCUACAUCUUCAGCUUCCUCAAGGGGAUCUCGCUCUUCACGCUCAUUGUGCUCAUCGGCACCGGCUGGUCCUUCCUCAAGCCCUACCUGGCGGACCGCGAGAAGAAGGUGCUCAUGGUCGUCAUCCCCCUGCAGGUCGUCGCCAACAUUGCGCAGGUGGUCAUCGAUGAAUCUGGGCCGUAUGCCCGAGACUGGGUCACCUGGAGGCAGAUAUUCCUGCUGGUGGAUGUGGUCUGCUGCUGCGCCAUUCUCUUCCCGAUUGUCUGGUCAAUCAAGAACCUCCGGGAGGCUGCCCGCUCCGACGGGAAAGCGGCGGUGAACCUGAUGAAGCUCACCCUUUUCCGCCAGUACUACGUGGUUGUCAUCUGCUACAUUUACUUCACGCGUGUUGUGGUGUAUGCGUUGGUGACCAUCACCUCGUACCGGUACCUCUGGACUAGCGUCGUGGCUGGAGAGAUUGCCACCCUUGCAUUCUAUGUGUUCACUGGGUACAGGUUCCGGCCUGAGGUGCACAACCCAUACUUUGCGAUUGAUGAUGAUGAGGAAGAGGCUGCAGCUGAAGCACUCAAGUUGGAUGAUGAAUUUGAGCUAUGA
Molecule: messenger RNA, 1101 nt
Organism: Triticum turgidum subsp. durum (durum wheat)
Lineage: Eukaryota; Viridiplantae; Streptophyta; Magnoliopsida; Poales; Poaceae
Source: the annotation of a GenBank genome assembly